This is a messenger RNA of Dufourea novaeangliae, 602 nucleotides long. RefSeq names its product diuretic hormone 44 (gene Dh44). Bases 1 to 573 code for a protein of 190 amino acids. Gene Ontology annotation, molecular function: hormone activity. Gene Ontology annotation, cellular component: extracellular region. The record is from RefSeq and is a predicted model, not a curated record. NCBI's taxonomy places the organism in Eukaryota, Metazoa, Arthropoda, Insecta, Hymenoptera, Halictidae. The transcript has 3 exons.
AUGACGUUCAUCAAGGUUCUGGUGCCUCUUUUUUUAAUCACUAUGGCGAAGGGACAGCCGAUAUCGUACAACGCGUACGACGAAAGGGAAUUGUCCCGGGAACAUCCGCCAUUCUUGUUGUUGGUCAAUCAUCGGAUUCCGGACUUAGAGAAUGAAAUGUUUGACUCGGGUAACGAUCCAGGAUCAACGGUGGUCCGGACCAAACGGAUCGGCUCUCUGUCAAUCGUAAACUCCCUGGACGUGUUGCGUCAGAGGGUCCUCCUCGAGCUAGCGCGACGCAAGGCGAUGCAGGAUCAGCAGCAGGUCGACGCGAAUCGUCGUCUCCUGGACGUGAUCGGUAAACGAUCGUUGCCACUGUACACCGGCGGCAUGUCCAGGCCCGUCGACGCGAGAUCGAGGAACGGGAUCGAGUUCACGUUCGGGCAGGACGGUAGGAGCCGCGAUCGUAGCUUCGCGCCGGAGAGGAUCCCGGGAAGGCUCGACGACUGGCUCCAAGUAGACGACGCCGCUUAUCGAGAGAGACACGACGAUCAAACACGAAGGGUGCAGGCGAACGAAUUACAUCUACUCUAAUCAACCCCGAAGAACAGGAUGGAAAUCAC